Messenger RNA from Glycine soja, 1870 nucleotides. RefSeq lists its product as uncharacterized. The record is from RefSeq and is a predicted model, not a curated record. Bases 931 to 1506 code for a protein of 191 amino acids. Lineage: Eukaryota; Viridiplantae; Streptophyta; Magnoliopsida; Fabales; Fabaceae. The transcript is spliced from 8 exons.
CACCUUAACCGGACCAGUGAAAGUUUGAGUUUCUUUCCUUUUCACCUAUGGCUCUUUCAACGCCUUUCUUUCCUUCAAAACGAACAAAUCCUUAGCAAUUUUGUUUUAUUCGUGAUCCACAGCCAACCCUGAAUAUUUACCAUGUCCCACACCAUGUCUGCAUUCAAUUCUGCAUCUUUGAAGAUCGACCACAUUAUUUCUAUGCAUAAACUCCAGAUAAUGGAAAACCAGAUCACACCAUCCAUCUAUCCGUCAUAGUACCGUUUGAAUUGAAGACCAACCCAGUUGAAGCAUUUUUUUCCAAACUGAGUCAGCAAAGGUGCAAGCAAAAAACAAGUGUUCCACUGUUCACUAGUAAAUAAAGCCUUUUUUACGACGGUCAUAAAAAAUCCGUUUUAAAAAAUAAGGCGGUGGCAUUUUCGUGGUUUAAAUUGCUAUCCGAAGACGGUGUAACAGAAACGUCUUUGAAUGGAAAUUGCGACGACGGAUAUUGCAAGACCGUCUUAGAAUCCAUUAGGUGAAAACAAAUUAAGACGUGUUUGGUUCACACCGUCUUUGAAGGAUUCUGGAGACAACGACGGUGUUAAUGUAAAACCCGUCUUUAAUUUUGAACAAUAUGAUAGCCUUUCCCUUCUCAUUUGUGACGUAGCGUCUGGCUUCUUUGCUUCAUAAAUCAUACCCUCACUGUACCGCGUGUCGUGCUUCACCCAAGCUCUAGCCGUGGCCUCAUUGGACCUCGCGACGUCGCCGUCACCCUAGGUCGUGCCGUACGUAGUGGUUGUAGCUCAGGUCGGUAGCUGUACCCAGGAACGAGGCCGAUGAACGCGCGCAGGAGGCUCAGGAGCGUGCACUCGAGUUCGAACGCGAUUUGUGCUUGUUGGAGCAGGAAUUGAUCAAAUACAAGCAGCAGAACGAAUCGGGUGAUAAGGCAUGGUCAUGCAAAUUCUGCUUUUUGUAGCUGGCAUUAACACACUUCUCCGAACAGUUUUGGAACUAAUUGCCUACAAAAGUUGGAGGUUUCUGGAUUUUGGUUUGCUCUGUCAAAUGGACAAAAGGCAUCAGCUUGCUAUGCUGGCUUCAAUUAUUCAUAUAGUAAAUGGUGACUGGGCAUCCCUUGUCCGUGCUCUGGUUGAUAUGGAUGUUGUGAGGCCAGGGACAAAUAUCAGACUUGUUACCCUCGAACUGGAACAAGCCUUGGGAGAAGUAGAAUUUAAAGAAGGAAUUCCUGAUGUGAAGUUUAGCAGGGUUCUGGGAAAGAUUUGGACUGUAGCACUCAAGCAUCAUUUCCCCAUGCCACCAUAUAUUACACUUGUCUUGCGAUCCCUAGCUUCAUUGGAAGGUUUGGCUAUAGCUGCAGAUACAAAUUUCAAUACUUUUGAAGCUGCAUAUCCUUAUGUUGUUCGGAAACUUCUCACAGACAACUCAGCUGCAACAAGGAAUAUAUUGCAUUGGGUGCUUCUAAACGAAGGAAGGAGUUCCAGUGACAAAGACUUUCCCUUUUCUUGAGGUUAGGGGCAACCAGUUUUAUCAACAUGUGCGAGGAUAUUCGGUAUUAAAUAUAUGGACUAUGUUUGCUAUUGUUUAUAUGUUGAAUUGUAGGUAUUGAUUUAAACAUGUUUAACUUCAUCAGGAAGCUAUCAAUCAAGGUGAAAAAGUAGUGACAAGAACUACUAACUCCUUUUUUAUUUUAUUUUUUGGUAGGAUGUUAUGUCCCUAGCUAAUUAGUCAACAAGUGUAAAUCUAAACUUAUAGUCACGAGGAGAGGCUUUGGAAUCAAACUAUAUCUGCAGUUCUGCUUAGGUUGGAGUAAGACUUUGUAUACGUAAUACAAGUUCCAAAAGACCCAACUUAUCUCUGUUCUAGAGGUGCC